CCAAUGAAAUUAAACCUUCAACGCCCGUUUUCAUUAGUUUUCUGACGCGGUUACAAAAUUAUACGACUUAUCUUUGUUUUGUCCCUUAUAAAUUAUUUAUCUGUUUUUGUCGUUAAAAUAAUAGAAAAAUGCCUGAAAACGUGCUAAAUGCGGACAAUGCAACUGAAGUAAAUGGCGGUAGUGGUGAACCUCAUGAAACUGACGAGGAACCUGGAGAAGAUGAUUUACACUUUGAACCAAUAGUAUCAUUACCUUUGAUUGAAGUGUCAAAUAAUGAGGAGGAUGAAGUAGAAAUGAUUAAAUUGAGAGCGAAACUUUAUCGUUACGAUUCGUCGAAUAAUCCCGCAGAAUGGAAAGAACGUGGAACUGGAGAAGUAAAACUUUUGAGGCAUCAAACAAAAAAUACAGUUCGAGUUGUAAUGCGUCGUGAUAAAACGCUGAAAAUCUGUGCGAAUCAUUUUAUAACACCUUGGAUGGAAUUAAAACCAAAUUGUGGUAGCGAUCGUGCAUGGGUUUGGAGUGUCCUCGCAGAUUUUGCCGAUGAACAAAUAAAACCGGAGCUUCUCGCCAUAAGAUUUGCGAAUGCUGAGAAUGCAACUCUUUGGAAGGAAACUUUUGAAAAAGCAAAAAAAAUAGUAGGCUCAGAAUGUGAAAUUUAUUCUGGCAAAUCGAAUCCAGAUGAUUAUAAAAGUGAUGACGAUGAUAGCGAUAGUGAUAGCUGUAGCGAAGUAAGCUAUGAAGAAAGUGACAAUGAUGAAGGAAAAGAAAAACUUACAAUUACGGAGAUUAAUGACACCAGUAAGGAGGUAACGAAAGAAGAAACAAAAUCCAAAGAAGACGAUGUUAAAAAAACAGAGGAAGUGACUACGGAGCUGGAUAAGCUCACGGUAAAAAGUGAAUAGUAAAAUUAAUUUUGUAAUAGUAAAUUAUGAAAAAUUUAUAUUUGGAACAAGCAUUCCAUACUAGCACGCACAACAACAAACAAAAAAAAUGUACGUCAUACACACACUCUCAUCCCCCCAAAAAAAAUGACAAAACAUUUUUUUUUUUUAUACGAAUAAUUAGUAAUAAUCAUUAUGAAUUAAUGAAAAAUCAUAAGAUUCGUACAUUUCAAUUUUAUCAUCAAUGAUAUAAAGAAAGAAAAUUGUUAAUAACGACAGACAAUUUUUAAUAAAUCUUCAAUUUUUUUAUUAAUAAGAUGAUACUUAUAUACUGAUAUUAUACAUGGAAUCUGUGAUUUUUUUUACGAACAAGAAGCGACAAAGUAUAUUAGAACAAGUGAAUAUAUUACUAGUGAGAUCUGUCAUUAAAGAAAAGUAAUAAAUAGGUUCUUAAGUAAAAA
Molecule: messenger RNA, 1342 nt
Organism: Leptopilina heterotoma
Lineage: Eukaryota; Metazoa; Arthropoda; Insecta; Hymenoptera; Figitidae
Product: ran-specific GTPase-activating protein-like
Exons: 4
Coding region: 129-902 (257 amino acids)
Biological process (GO): nucleocytoplasmic transport
Cellular component (GO): cytoplasm; nuclear pore
Molecular function (GO): GTPase activator activity
Source: RefSeq, a predicted model, not a curated record